AUGUGGCUACUCAUAAUUAUAAUACAUAAACGGUAUCACGGAGCACCGCGAUGCGUCGAUGUCGUUGUUACGCGUUAUCUUUUGAAGUUUGUCGUCGUAACAUCCCGUGAUUACUUGGCGCUAGUGUUGCUAACCGCUCACCACGUGUUGCGCACCGACUUGGCCGGGCCCAGCGAUUGGACCGAAGCGCCACAGUUGAGCUCCGCGCCACCUCGACCGAUACGCAAACGAUCCCAUGUACCAGGUUCCCAGAAACCUAGAGGAGAUCGUACCGCAUGCCUUCACAAUCAAGCGUCUGUUUCGCUCACUCUAUCGUUGACCUUAUCGGUUAGAGUAGUGAGGAAUGUCAUCGCGCCUUUCAGUUUUAGAGAAAAUUACAUCGUCCCACGUUUAUAUAAGGUUUAA
This is a messenger RNA of Pieris macdunnoughi, 405 nucleotides long. Lineage: Eukaryota; Metazoa; Arthropoda; Insecta; Lepidoptera; Pieridae. The record is from the annotation of a GenBank genome assembly.